Messenger RNA from Diatraea saccharalis (sugarcane borer), 3177 nucleotides. Lineage: Eukaryota; Metazoa; Arthropoda; Insecta; Lepidoptera; Crambidae. The record is from the annotation of a GenBank genome assembly.
ACUGGUACGCUUGAGAGUGCUAUCAUUGCGUUAUAUUAAUAUGCGGGCUACGAAUCAUAUCGAUAAUUCCCCACAACAAACAUUUAAAUGAUUCUAUAAUUUAGAAAAUAUUUGAAUAAAAGGCACAAAUAAAUUAAGUAAAAAAAUUAAGAAGGACAACUCACACUGAAUUAUGCAAAAAAGAAUUGUGUAACAGCUCUUAUAAGUUUUUAAGUAAAUCCAAAAAUACAACUACUGAAUUUAAAAACACAUGUUAGACAGGCUCGUUCCGUGAAGCUUGUUUCCUGUUAAAAGACCUUCAGUUGGCACGCUGAUGACCACAAAGGAAAAAAGUCUUAUUACUACUUUAAAUUGACUGAGAUUGAAAUGGAAAUACAUUUUCUAUGAAAUUAAGCACAAACAGUCAAAUAUAAAGACUACUACUAUUUUCAAAGCUAAAUAAAUGUAGUAGAUAAAGUAACACUUGCAUUUUGAUUUCAUUUAAUAUUAAAUUUCAAUAUGAUAGUACAUUUCGAAUGCGCUGUUUUUCGAUAUCGAUAUUUUUAUCUUAGAAAUAUCGGUAACCCAAUAUAGCAUGUUUGUAUGUUGUAUUUUGUUUGUAUGCCUAUUUGCGUGAAACGUCAAGUUAGUGUUAAUGUGUUGUUUAAAAUUUAAUUUCGUUUCAAUGUUAUAAAACAUACUUGAUAAAUUGUUUUGAUAUAUAAUAAAAUAAAUUAUAGUAAUACGUUAAUAUUUUCAUCUGCUAAUUUAAGUAAAUACUCUUAAGACUUCAACAUAACCUUAAGUUUUGUAUUCACCGUCACCAGUAACAUGAAAACUUCGAUUGACGUGGACUCCUUACGGUCUGAACACGAAUCUGAAGAACAAUGGGAGGUGCGGAAGAUGUUCAUGCUCGAACACAAAGAUGACUUCGAGAAAGAGGAGCUGGUGACUUUAGCACAAUUAUUCACAAACAUCGAGUUUCUAGGAUGCAGAUAUCCACCACAAACUAUGAAAAGGAUUGCGUUACUAGCUGAAAAGGUUUCUGCUAAAUAUAGAGACAGUAGAAAGAAUAAAUUGAAGAGAACAUUUGUGCAGGCCAGUGAUGCUGCUGAGCAGAAAGCUAAGAGAACAUUUAAAAAGUAAACAAUAUGAAAAGUGACAAACAAUGAUGCUAGCCUGUACUUAGAAAAAAAACAGGAAAUAAUAAAAAUAUGAUAUGGCUGUAUGGAUGGAAGUCCUUUGCUUACUCUGGAAGGGUAAACAUAUUUAAAAAACUGUCCUUUUGAAUGUCUAAUGGUGUAUAUUGAAGUCUGCCAAUGGAGAAAAAAGGCGAUAGAGAGUGGCAUAUUGUAUGAAUACUCAUCAAUCAAUUUUAAUUAAUUACUCUAACAAAACUAACAUUCCCACAAAUGUCCAUAAGUUUAAUGAGGAUUAAGGUCCUCAUUAAACUUAUGCUCCAAUAAAUGAUCCAAAUUUGAAAAUUUGUAGUAAUGUUGCUUUAAGCUAAUGACAAAAAUGGAUGUUUGUACAACCGAGUGUUAAACUAUCACAAUUACUGUAAAAUUUCUCAAUAAAGUGGUACUUAUGUAUCUUUAUUAAAUCCUGUAAAUUGUUAUUUCGAUAAUUUCAAUAAAAUGCGAAUUUUAUAAACUAUGUAGUUUAUAUUAACUUUCAUAAAGACUUAUUUUGACUUAGUACUCCAUAGCCAAAUUACCUUAACCCUCUACUGCAUAUGGAGCCCAUAUAUGGUAUUAUAAUUUUGUUAUAAUUUUAUUUUUAAAUUGUAGUGUAGGUACCUAGAAAUAUGAUAAGUGUAAUUGUUCUUAGAGUUAAGGUAUGCAGGACGCCGCGCUGGCAGUCCGGAAUAAACGAUCAAACCGUACGCCUGUGUCUCAUUGCCACCCGAGUUAGAAUAUCACAUAAAUAAACCAUAAUUUUAAAUAAACGUGUUAAGGUAUGUUAUUCCAUUAAACAUCUACUUAAUAUUAAUAAAUCGCUAAUAAGUGUGUUUUUAAAACGUUUCGUUUCGUUGGCAGAAAAACAGAAUCGAAUUGCAAAUGACUUAUUUUCUAAAAACGAUAACAAAGCAACGCGUACGUCUUUAUCAAUAACUUUUCCGUUUUUUAACUAUUUUUUUUUAUCUAGUUGUAUAUUGUGUUGUGAAAAUAAAUUCUAUUUUCUAUUGUUUUCAACCAGUUUUAUCUCGAUUCUACAUAUAGUCUCGUAUCCACUAACACGUAUUUUUACCCGAUUGCGCGACGGAAAGAAGGAAAGAUUUGAUUGGUAAAAUUUGAAUGGGCCCCGACUGUGAGUCGUUCUGUUCUGAAUUAGAAUUUAUUAUUUGUAUUAUGUGUGUAUCGAUUAUAAAAGUAUUUCAAUUGUGUAGUUAUUUUGUAUUACUUAACAGAAUUCUAAACUACUGGGCUUGUUUUUUUCUUUUUAGUUUUUAUAUAAGUUAAUUUUUUCAUGUAUUUUUAAAAAAUUGAUUUUACAUGACCAGAUAGUGAAUAUCAUAACAUUUUAGUUUUUCUAAAAUUUAAUGCUAUAUUAUUUGUUUUCCUUCUAAUUUAUUUUUCCUUCGGUUUGAUAGAAUGGACCCUUGCACUCGUUUACAAUAAAAACCGUUUAACUAAGAUCUAUUCCGGGUGCCAUCACUUGGAAUAGAUUUAGAAGCUUAGCAAUGCUGAAGAUUUAGAUUCUGAAGACGUUAAUCUUUUGAUGCCUGUUUCAUUUACGAGACCAGUUAUAGUUUUCGUAAGUGAUAACGAGUUUCGAUGAAGUGUCCUAACUAACCUUGCUAUUAAAAAAAUAAAAUUCUGAGUCAUCGCAAAGCCCCCUCUGAGAAGAUCAAAUAGAAAUUAAAUAAGUGACAGUAAACGCUUAAAAAAUAAAGUUUUUAUGCAAUAAUGAAAAAAAAAACAAAUUGCUAAUUUCAUGAAUAACUAUAAUAUUUUUUCUGUAAUCUUUUAUAUUUUUAUUUUAUUUUUAAUUCUUUGCAUUACAGCAUGCAAUACUCAUGUCUAAAUAUUUUUUCAUGAAAAAUAGAGAAAAUAUAAAACUUUUUGAUUAUUUUUGUUUCGGUAUAUUGGUACAUAAAUAAAGCUAUUUGCACAGCCAAAGAUUGUUUUCUUCAACGUUUCAAUAAUUCAUGCAGGAAAGGGUGAAAAACUUUGUUAUUGGUCAAAUGAGUAAACU